This is a messenger RNA of Punctularia strigosozonata HHB-11173 SS5, 1371 nucleotides long. RefSeq lists its product as uncharacterized. The transcript is spliced from 7 exons. Bases 1 to 1371 code for a protein of 456 amino acids. Lineage: Eukaryota; Fungi; Basidiomycota; Agaricomycetes; Corticiales; Punctulariaceae. The record is from RefSeq and is a predicted model, not a curated record.
AUGAAUAGUGAACAAGAAAAUGAGGCAAAGAAAAUUCGCCAGCAACGAGAUCGGUAUCGAACCCUCCUCAGGAAAAUGAGGGCAUCACUCGGUGACGCCGAAUCACGGAUCGAGGACCUGGAAUCAGAGAAUCUUGACUUGGAAGUUCAGCUCUGCAAGCUGAAGAAAUCGUGUGAAACAUUAUCCGAGGACAAAGCAGCGCUGGAGCAACGAGCAGCCGUUGACAAACCCCCGGCGUGGGAUACUAGAAAGAGACGCAGCAGCCAUUCGUCUGCGAGUCAAAGUGCUGCCGACAUUAUCGAGUUGUCCAGCGACUCCAGUGACUCAGAAGAUGUCAAGACCGAGAAAGAGCCUCGUGGACAUUUUUUGCCAGGCUCACCCGUGAACUGCAUUUGCAAGGGCAAACGAAGAGCUUCUACCGAUUCAGUCAAAAAAGAAAAAUACGGCGCUCUGUCCGUCCAACGACCGAAGCGAACAAAGCGAUCCCAUCGUCGCGAGGCUGAGGCAGCUACGGCUUCUCGUAAGCCAGACACAUCACAAUCCCAGUUGAUGCCUCCGCGACCAGCAUAUACUACGGAUAUUAGUGAUGUCCAGUGUUACAAGUUCACGCGGCAUCUCUUUCGCCAAGCGUUCGGAGGGAGCUCCCAGGCCAUGACGAUCCGUCUUCAGGAUGGCCAGAGUGUCCUCCUUGUCAGGGCAGAUUUUAACCCGCUGGUGCCCGAUCGCCCCGGAGUCUCUGGGGAAGUGUGGAUGGAACGCCCUGAUAUUGCCAAGACAAAGACAUGGAAAGUGGUUGUGCGAUCAGAAAGAGUAACACCACAGACAUGGGAGUAUCGAGGUGACUAUCAGGUUUCAUGGAGUGGUGCAGUAUGCCCAGCAGAUUUUGCGAGGCAAUCACUGAGUGUAGGUGUGGUGCCAGAGAUCCGUAAACUCUGGGCGACGGACAUCGUGAAAUGGACAACGAUUGGGCACCCCUUGACUCUUAUGCGCGAACGAAUUGCUGCAAGAAAGAAACGGGACAAGUCGGGUACGGACGUCACCAUAAAUGAUGUGAUUAAGGCACUCAGCUCUGGAGAGGAGGUACUUGAUUGUAUCAAGAUGCAAUUUUUUGGAUAUGAUACGGCGUUUGUCGAGAGGAUCCGGACCACGGCAGGACUCAUUGACGCCACCCCAGAAAAUAUUUCCCCACAGACAGCGGCUCGGGAACGUCCAACCCAAGCAGGCGAAUCGGUCAGUGCAGAGACCACCUACCAGUUGCGCGCUCGCCGUAGUAUUCCAUUCCAGGCCCGCCACAAAGGCGAUUUGUGUGAUUCCGACAUUGCCCAGAGCAGUACUAGUAAUUUCAGUGAUGAAGAUGACCUUUAUGCCUGA